AUUUGCUUUUUGCCCUGGAUAUACGACCUUAUGCCUUACCUUUCUUGGACACCACUUGUGGAUUCUGCAUUUUUUGACGCAUUGCUUUCUUUGUUUUAUUAUGAUGACAUGACCUCGGGAAAACGUUUGCAUACUGACUUGUAAAUCUUCUAGUGCAUUUUCUCUUUUCUUCCAGCCUCGCUGGAUUCAGACUAUAAUGUCCCCAAAGAUCAAGAACGACCCAGAAGUUUCUUUGUCUCAGUCCGCUCUUCAGAACAUGGAUCAGAUGUCUCAGUCCAGGCAUAACCAAUUAGUCCAAGGAAUCUCAAACAUGGCCCCCAGAGUGAUCCCGGAUGAUGAACUUUCGAGCCAGGAUAACUUCUCCUUGUGUUCAAGCACACACCAGAGCCAUGGAACCCCCGGACUCAAGUCGUGGUCCGUGAAUGAUGUCGAUGGACUUGACGGUGGUGUCAUGUCCUCAGUCAAGCCAGAAUCCCCGGAAGUCCAGAUGUUGUCUUUCUCGUUGUCUCAGCAACUCAUGCCUUCCACCGUCGGACCAAGUGAUGUAAUGUAUCACCCUGGGCCCGAGUUCCCGGGUCUCCAGGAUAUGGGAGACCAGAGUGAAUUGGAUUUCACACAUGCCCAGGAUUUCAACACCCACUACUCCUCGCUAGUGGAUUUCAGUGCAUUUGACAAUGAUGUUGGAACUCAAAACAGUUCCCAGUCCUGCACUUCCGACGAUGCCCACUCCGUUAGCCACAGCUCCCACACCGAUGAUGCAUGGAACUCCCUUGUGGCAGAUACCAGAAACUACCCCGGAUCAUCCAUGGACCACUUCACUUCGAACAUGUUUCACCCAGUCCCCGUUUCUCCUCCCUUGACGGAAGCAAGCAAUGAUGUCUCUGUUACUUCUUCCUGCUCCCACACUGGAUACCCCUCUUUCAUGUCCCAUGACGAUACCAUGCUCAAGGAUGUCACCGCAACCCCCGUUGGCAGCCAGGGAAUCAACCUCGGAGACCCGCUCUUCCCCCUUACCCCGCCUCUGAAUGAACAAGACCCCAACAGGACUAUUCGACCUUCCAAGAGUGCGCGUAGGCCGGCUUUGCAAACUCCUCCAUCUCAGCCCCAGGUGAAGCAGGAUGCCGAAUUCUUCCCACCUCUUCCCGUCAAGGAGCCCCUUCGCCAAAGAUCCAAGGACGGAGCCGAAUUGCGGAAUCCCCGGGAUCACUACUACUACUCCCUUCCGACCCACAGUGAUGGAAAAUACUACUGCCCAUAUGCCAUUGGAGACAAGCCCUGCAACCACCCCCCGACUACCCAGAAAUGCGCUUACCACAAAUACCUGGACUCUCACCUGAAGCCCUACCGCUGCAAGGUCCCUGCCUGCAUGGAUGCCCAAUUGCAGUUUUCUUCCAAUGCAUGCCUUUUCCGUCACGAGCGUGAGGCCCACGGAUUCCACGGCCAUGGCGAUAACCCUCAUCUUUGCCUGUUUGAGGGAUGUGACCGAUCCGUUCCCGGAUAUGGAUUUCCCCGCCGAUGGAACCUCUUUGACCACAUGAGACGUGUCCACGACUACGCCUCUUCGGAGCGCCCCAGCUCCCCAGAUGCUUCCCCUACCACCGGACAAGCCUCCAAGAAGAAGGAAGCCGCUGGCCGCAAGAGAAGAGUUGCCGGUGUCUCUGGCGCCCAAACGAUGAAGCGGACUCGCUCCACCCAGUCCCAGUCCAACCCCCUGAAGGCUGUUCAGCAGACCUCUGCCCACCACGGCCAGAGACUGCAGAACGCGGAGCGCAACUAUUACAACUGCCGCUCUCGCCUGCUUGAAGAACUGAGCAACAUCAUCCCCCAGGAUUCUUCCAUGCACGAGAAGGUCAAUGCCAGCCUUCAGGAGUUGAUCACUCUGGGCCUGAACUACCGCCACAUUGAAGCCAGCCAGGCCGCUGCUCAGAUGACUCACGGUCUCCCGGCUUGAAUGACAUGCCAGCUAGACCCGGUUUUGAAAUCCUUCCAGACUGCCGACAGCUCGGAUGACCUUUUAAACAGAAUUUCAUGAUCCCAGACAUGAGAUUCUCCUACCCCCUUUUUGAUGAUGUGUGGAAGGUGUCACGGAAACAGUCCGUGCUACUUUUUCAGGGCCACCAC
This is a messenger RNA of Aspergillus steynii IBT 23096, 2121 nucleotides long. Its product is annotated as putative C2H2 finger domain protein. The record is from RefSeq and is a predicted model, not a curated record. Lineage: Eukaryota; Fungi; Ascomycota; Eurotiomycetes; Eurotiales; Aspergillaceae. The transcript is spliced from 4 exons. The coding region runs from base 197 to 1951 and encodes 584 amino acids.